Molecule: messenger RNA, 646 nt
Organism: Laetiporus sulphureus 93-53
Lineage: Eukaryota; Fungi; Basidiomycota; Agaricomycetes; Polyporales; Laetiporaceae
Exons: 4
Coding region: 113-589 (158 amino acids)
Source: RefSeq, a predicted model, not a curated record
GCGACUCGAGAGGGCCAGGGCAACACGUUGUCGUUCGGCACCAAAGUCACCCUGUCUGGCUUAGGCUAUCGAGUAGCAACCACUCGCGGACGGGCCUCAAUUUUCACGCAAUAUGGUCUCAUUGUCAAAUAACGUGUACUUGUGCAUGAUGAUGGUCUCCGACAUUUCCUUCCAGUCUCUAACUUUUCAAUGUGCGAUGAAGCGGAGAUUGUCCUCGGAAUGUGGCGCUAUCACCAAUAGGACAAUGUCGCGGAUUCGAUCAGUGCGAUCCUUCAAGGCGGACUUGGCUGCUCGUCGACGAGAUAACACGUCCGUGGCAGAUGGAUUGUGGUCGCGGCGUACGAUGGAUGCUAGGCUAGAUGAAGACAUCGAGGCACCUUCCUGGACGGUCACUGUCUCCGUCCUCGGCAUAUCGGGGCCUGGGACAUAUGUGGCCUUGCUCCGACCAUUUUCCAUGGUGCAUCGUCUCCGGUUGCGAGGUCGUCAGAAAGGAGUUUACACCAGCUCUAUUCAUGAAGACUUGUGCUUCCUCUUGCCUCAGGACCACGACUUUUCCAUCCAUAUCCCGAUAUCCCCACUUGUCAUGUAGGAUACUAUCAUAUGACUGUCGAGCAAGAUUCGGCUGGGGCAUCAUCAUCAAGAUGGG